GCGGCGGGGGCGUGGUCGCCGGCUCCCGGGCGCCGCCGUCCUCCCGUCCGUCCGUCUGUCUGUCCGUCCGCCCGUCCGUCCGUCCCGCCGGCCAUGAGCUCCACGCAGUUCAACAAGGGGCCCUCGUACGGGCUUUCGGCCGAGGUCAAGAACCGGCUCCUGUCCAAAUACGACCCUCAGAAGGAGGCGGAGCUCCGCGGCUGGAUCGAGGGCCUCACCGGCCUGUCCAUCGGCCCCGACUUCCAGAAGGGCCUCAAGGACGGGAUUAUCCUGUGCACACUCAUGAAUAAGCUGCAGCCGGGCUCCGUCCCCAAGAUCAACCGCUCCAUGCAGAACUGGCACCAGCUGGAAAACCUGUCCAACUUCAUCAAGGCCAUGGUCAGCUACGGCAUGAACCCCGUGGACCUGUUCGAGGCCAACGACCUGUUCGAGAGCGGGAACAUGACGCAGGUGCAGGUGUCUCUUCUCGCCCUGGCGGGGAAGGCCAAGACGAAGGGGCUGCAGAGCGGCGUGGACAUCGGCGUCAAGUACUCGGAGAAGCAGGAGCGGAACUUUGACGACGCCACCAUGAAGGCCGGCCAGUGCGUCAUCGGGCUCCAGAUGGGUACGAACAAGUGUGCCAGCCAGUCGGGCAUGACGGCCUACGGCACCAGGAGGCACUUGUACGACCCCAAGAACCACAUCCUGCCGCCCAUGGACCACUCGACCAUCAGCCUCCAGAUGGGCACCAACAAGUGUGCCAGCCAGGUGGGCAUGACGGCUCCCGGGACCCGGCGACACAUCUAUGACACCAAGCUGGGGACCGACAAGUGUGACAACUCCUCCAUGUCGCUGCAAAUGGGCUACACGCAGGGCGCCAACCAGAGCGGCCAGGUCUUUGGCCUCGGCCGCCAGAUAUACGACCCCAAGUACUGCCCGCAAGGCCCCGCAGCCGACGGCGCUCCAGCGGCCGCCGGCGACAGCCCCGGCCCGGGGGAGGCCCCGGAGUACCCCCCCUACUACCAGGAGGAGGCGGGCUACUGAGGUGUCUGCCCGCAUCAUCGCCCCGUCUGGGUUUUCGGGUUUUUCUGUGUUUUCGUCUUGUUUUUCCGCAUGUUCCAGCGCUGCCCCCGGGGGUCUGUGGGGAAGGCUGGAGGCUCCGGGGGCGGGGCGUGCGGGGUGGGGGUCCUGCCCGGGCUCGUCCUGCAGCCAGGUUCCCAGCAGGCUUUGGGCCGAGCUGGGGGGGUGCGGGGGAGACCCCGGGCAGGUAGGGGAACCGGCCCCGGAAGGUUUCCGGUUGCUUCAUCUCCUCUUCCGUCUUCUCUGCUGAGCAGUUUGUGGUUUCUGUGCCCGCAGAAGUUGCAGGCAGUUUUAACAAGAGAAAGAUGCUUCUUUUUUUUUUCAGGGGGGUGGGCGGGGACGGUGCAGGGGGUGCUGGGGAGGAAGUAGGUCCCCUGGGAGACGGCCAGGCCACAGUCCCGAGAUGUUUUGUGUGUUGGGAUGGACUGGAUUUCCUGAGGCCCAGACGGGACAGUGGAGUUCUGAGUGGUUGAGGCAAAGCCAGGCCCACUCCGCCCCCCCGAAACUUGUCCCCGCUCCCCCACCCCGCCCCCCGCCGCCAAGUACUGCACAGGGACCCCCACCCCGAGGCCCUCCCGGGGACCAGCCCCCACCCAGGAGCCCUGGGACCAAGAGAUAAUGUGAAAUACCAACUGUGGACCAAAGGCAAUAAAACCUCUUUCUAGGAAAA
Molecule: messenger RNA, 1729 nt
Organism: Equus caballus (horse)
Lineage: Eukaryota; Metazoa; Chordata; Mammalia; Perissodactyla; Equidae
Gene: CNN2
Product: calponin 2
Biological process (GO): actin filament organization; actomyosin structure organization
Cellular component (GO): actin cytoskeleton; focal adhesion
Molecular function (GO): actin filament binding
Source: RefSeq, a predicted model, not a curated record